AUGCCUGAAGCAUCUUCCCGACCUACCUCGGCUGCUACCACCGCUGCUGCUCCCGCGGCUGGCGCGCCCGUCAACAACUUUGGCGAGAACCGUGGCAUCAAGUUUCAUAUCAAGGCCGGCACCAGCAAAUGGGCUUGCACCCUCCAGGACCGCUCUCACUAUGAGCGCACCAAGACCGCCCGUACUGGUUCUACCGACUCCGUCACCUCCUCCUCCUCUUCUGCCUCCGAGACUAGCUCUCACUAA
Molecule: messenger RNA, 246 nt
Organism: Beauveria bassiana ARSEF 2860
Lineage: Eukaryota; Fungi; Ascomycota; Sordariomycetes; Hypocreales; Cordycipitaceae
Exons: 2
Coding region: 1-246 (81 amino acids)
Source: RefSeq, a predicted model, not a curated record